Aspergillus glaucus CBS 516.65 is the source of this 3816-nucleotide messenger RNA. RefSeq names its product RTP1/Tango6 family protein. The transcript has 3 exons. NCBI's taxonomy places the organism in Eukaryota, Fungi, Ascomycota, Eurotiomycetes, Eurotiales, Aspergillaceae. Gene Ontology annotation, biological process: protein secretion. Bases 20 to 3442 code for a protein of 1140 amino acids. The record is from RefSeq and is a predicted model, not a curated record.
AUUCGACCUGUCUUUAAUAAUGGGAGAUCUUAUACGGACUAAACAGGCGUUCGCCGCCGCCAGCGGGUUUUUGAAUCCGGUUCUUCAAAGAGAGGAAAUUCAGAAAUCCCGUGGAACCUCUCUUCUGGAUAUACUCAACAGCAAUCUACUGGAACCAGCUUCAGAUGAUUCUGUGAGGGCCACUGUUAUCGGAAAGGCAUUAGACUUUCUUUCACGCAUCCAUGCGGCCUUCACAGCAGAGGAAGAACAAUCACAAGUCAGCCCCGAUACAGAAGAUGUUGCCCUGGAAGAUGCAAAGCGACGCCGGAUUCUCCAUGCGCUACUGGAUCUCGUCUCUCUAGAGGGUAUUUACCCUUCACUAUCAACCGGAGUGGGAAUACCUUUGCAGCAGAGAGUGAUCUCUGUUCUGCCCGCUGGGGUUAUUGCCAAACAGUCUGACGCGCCUUCAAGUGGCAAACCUCAUGAUGAACUGCUGUUAGAUCGUAUCCUGCUGACGUUGUCUGGCAUUAUUCUGGAUACAAGGCCUAGCAUACAGCCUGUUGUGCGUGGCCGGAUUCUAAGCGACAUCAUCAGCGGGUCGUUAGAUUUAGCCUUCAAUUCGAAGAGUAUAUCUGCCGAGAGGAGGGAUCAUUACCAGAAUGCUGCUUCCCGGGUCAUUGAAGAUACCCCGAGCUCCGUCCUCUUGUCAACGUUAUCAGCCUUCCUCCAGUCUGAAACUACUCCGUGGUUCAAGGCCCAAAUCUCCGGCUAUAUAUCCCGCCUCCCUCUGCGUCAUGAGGGAGUCCUGCAAACUAUCCUUUUUGUCACGUCCCAAUUCGCGCCUUCGCUGGGUCGUGAAGCGCAGGAUCAAGCAUCCAACGGACCGCAUUUCACCGUGCAGGCUAUUAUGCACGUCUCACGGCUACUAUCUUCUGUACCGCAAGACAUGGACCCGGUGGCUUACCUUUCUGCGAUUGCGCCUCAGCUUUUGUCGUUGCUUGAUGGAGAUGACCCGGAUCUGAAAAAGACCGCAUCAUAUGUCGUGGGCAGUGGGAUUUUGGGAAAACGGGCGUACGGGGCACCCGGGAAGAUAGGACACAUGAUAUUCGUGGAACCGAUCUUUAAAGCUCUCACCGCAGAACGCGAUGCUUCUGCUAGACGAUGGUUGACCACUUCUGGCGAUGCAAGUAAUGCUUCUUCAGGAAAGGAACUCACUGAUGGGUUCACGCUGCAUCUUGCUAUCGACAGGCUGAAGACCCUGACACUCCAACAUCCAAACCCAGGACUUGUGAAGAGACUCGUGUAUCCUAUACUUGUCCCGCUCUGGGGAUUAGCCUCUUUCGCCAAAGAACAGCAACAAACCACUCUCCAUGGAAGUGUCAUGGCCUUGCUGCAGACAUAUUUCGGUGUGUCUGUAGGAGUGCAACCGCUAAAGAAACUCGUUGACCAUUUCCUAUGGAACGGAGGCCCUACGUGGACAUACGGAGUGGAUGCCAAAGGCCAGGUAUCAUUGAAAAAGCGCGAUCCUUCUCACAAGGAUCAAUUCAACGUCAUCAAACUCGUGGACUCGCUGCAAUCCCGCAUCGAGAUGUUUGUUAGGUUACUAGGAUCCGAUCCAAGUAGCGAAGAGCGAACAGGGGAUAUUUUUCUGUGCGUGAGUGAGAAUUGGCUUGUCAAGGACUCAUCUGCACAGCGUCCACUGGAUCAAUUGCAGCUCCCUUCUGAGAAAGAUGAAUCAGAAGCCAUCCUUCAGAAGCUAAUCAGCGCGAAAUUGGCAGAAAAGCUGCUGGAUAACUUCAAGGAUACCCUCUCCCGUCGUCCUCUUCGCGUCCUCGAGCUUAUUAAACAUAUCAUCGAUGGCGAAUCCGGUCUAGCGUCUACACGGACAAAAACGAAGAAUGCGUCUCUUGCAUCGCUGGCCAGCAUUGUCAACAAAGACGAUGAAGAAAAACCAGAAUCUUCAACCGAAAAUGACUCGACUGAGUCCUUAUCCACAGCAUUCAGUCUACUUUCUACCGUCCUCGCUUCCCCAGAAUUCGCAGUCUCAAACGAAACCCGACCAGUUCUGGAAAGCAUCAAAACACAACUAGACCUACUAGUCCCACACCUACCAUCAUCGCUCACAAAACCAGCAACGACAUCCUCCAUGCUACUCGAGAUCCACCUAACAUCCCCAGAACACAUCGGAGCAAAACAAACAUCGCCAAAUGUGUCCGACCUCGACACCCACCGUCAAGCUCUAACAAACCUCACCUCCGACCUCCCACCAGUCCAAGCAGAAGGCUUCUCACUUCUAUCUAACCUGAUCAAGAAAUCCUCCCCAGUCCUCGAUAUCCCAUCCACCCUGACCCUCCUCCUAUCAAUCAUAACAAAUGAAUCCGAAACAGCAGCCAACGAAGACUUCAUCUACCUAAACGCGAUAAAGCUAAUCGGAACCCUCGCUUCGCGACACCCGCGUACCGUCGUCAAAACACUCGUCAAUCGAUACACGGACAACUCUGAGACCGCGACUCUCGACCAACGGCUGAAAAUCGGUGAAUCGCUACUUCGUACCGUGCAGAAUCUCGGAGAAGCACUUACAGGCGAGACGGCCAAGAUACUAGGUGAAGCCAUGAUAUCCGUUGCAGGACGACGAGGCCACAAACCGCAAGCGCAAAAGGCGCGCAGAGAACAACUCGAGAGGGAAAAACGACAGCAAGAACGUGAAGCUCGUCGAAAGGAGAAGGAAAAUGCCAUGCCACCUGGUUGGAACAUCACUUCUGCCUCGAUCACGGAAGAAUUAGGAAAACAUCUCCAAGAGCACGAGGAUGAAGAUGAAGACACCGAAACACCCGAACAAAACGCUCACGCUGCAAAUAUCAUCUCCGCCUGGGCUGAAGGUUCCAAGUCAGAUGAAGAACCAGACGACCUCCGCGUCCGCGCUUCAGCUUUAUCCAUCCUCGCAUCCGCCGUGCAGACAAAUCUCGCAGGCUUGGGUUCAGCAAUUGCAUCGUCAGCUGUGGAUCUCGCUCUCGCGACUCUUACGUUAGAGCCAGAUGCCGAAUCCGCGAUCCUCCGUCGUGCAAGCGUGGUUCUUCUACUUGAUAUCCUCAAGGCCCUCGACACAGCACGCGAAACACGCGGAAGCACGGGACUUGACUUUGGCUUCUCGCUCUCGGAGGAUCUUUCCCAGGGUACUAAUUAUCCUGGUAGGGGCUCUAUCAGGAAUCUGCCACGUAUGCUCCGGACGUUGCAUUUUAUGGAGGGCCAUGAGACGGAUAGUAUUGUUCGGGGCCACAUUCGGGUUCUGAUUGAGAGUCUUGAGGCUUGGACGGAUAAGUCUUUGCUGUGGGGUAUUGGGGCACGGGGCCGAGAUGAGGAGGAAAAUGAGCCGAGAUUUGAGUUGGGUGACAGGAUUGCUGGGUUGAGUGUUGAUCCUUUGGCUGGUAGGAGUGUGCGGCCAAGAAUCGAGGAGAUUGAGUAGGACGCUUUUAUGGUCUACGUUGGAUCAGAACUACUCGUUACGAGUGGAUUGAGUAUGCAAGUGUAUCUUGCACCUAUUUUUGUCAUAUUAUUAGUCAUGCUAGAUUUAGUGCAUAUGUGAUUAAAAGUAAAGAACAUCCCAUCCCAUAACCGCAAUCCUAUGGCAACCCAGAAUUGAACACUGAGAAAGAUAUAGAUACACCGCCAUGAUCAAACAACUAUCCGUCACGACCUUCGUAAAGUAGAGUAUCUCCGCAAAUCCACGCAUCCGGUUUGCCUGCAUGAAUCGACUUGAAGAGCUCAUACGGAACAACAUAUCCGAUGAAAUGGUAAACAAGGUGAACAGCUGGAGACGCGUCGCAAACGCUUUAUCGC